Molecule: messenger RNA, 627 nt
Organism: Pediculus humanus corporis (human body louse)
Lineage: Eukaryota; Metazoa; Arthropoda; Insecta; Psocodea; Pediculidae
Product: Replication protein A 32 kDa subunit, putative
Exons: 6
Coding region: 1-627 (208 amino acids)
Biological process (GO): double-strand break repair via homologous recombination; nucleotide-excision repair; DNA replication
Cellular component (GO): site of double-strand break; DNA replication factor A complex; chromosome, telomeric region
Source: RefSeq, a predicted model, not a curated record
AUGGAUCAAUGGAGUGAUAAUAGAGGAGGAUAUUUUGUGGGAAAUGAGCCCACUACUCCUAACCAAUCUGUAUCUUCAGCUAUCAGACAACAAUUUUUGUGUCCUGUUACUGUCAGGCAAGUUUUAGAAGCUCCUGAGCAAGGUUUAAAAGUAGGAUCCUUGACAGCUACUAUGGUAUCACUUUGUGGAGUAGUUAGUAAUGUUGAAAUAACAUCAACGACUAUAAAAUUUAGUUUAACUGAUGACACAGGAAUAAUCGAUUGUUUAGAAUGGCUGGAAACUCAGGAUAACAGUAAAAUAUCUAAAACUACAAAUCUUUUAGAAAAUAAUUAUUAUCAUGUUUAUGGUUGUGUUAAAUAUCCCCAAGGAAGUAGAAGAAUAAUGGUGUUUAAAACAGUCAAAGUUACUGAUUUUAAUGAAAUAACUGCAUUUAUGUUAGAAGUUUUAAGUACCAAUGAAUAUGCUGAAAAAACAACCAAGGAUUCUAAAGUACCAGCCACAAAUGCAUUUGGUCAAAAUUCAUUCACUUCAUUUAAUAUUUCCACUGAUGAUAGAAACAAACUAACACCAAUUCAAAAAGCAAUUAUGGAUGCCAUAAGUGGUGGUCAAGAUAUGAAUCAGGGUUAA